CGAGGCGGGCAGAGAAGCCGAGAGAAGGUCUCUCUCUCUCUCUCUCUUUUCCGAAAACAAACGUCGGCAAAAUGGCUGACAAGUUCGCUCGCUUCAACGAGGAUCGCGAUUUCCAGGGCAAUCACUUCGAUCAAUAUGAGGAGGGACACUUGGAGAUUGAACAAGCGUCCUUGGACAAGCCCAUAGAAUCGGACAACAUUGGACACCGUUUGCUUCAGAAGCAUGGGUGGAAGCUUGGCCAAGGUCUGGGAAAGUCUCUCCAGGGAAGGACCGAUCCCAUUCCAAUCGUUGUCAAGUAUGACGUCAUGGGUAUGGGCAGGAUGGAAAUGGAGCUUGAUUAUGCAGAUGAUGCUACAGAACGACGCCGUGUUAUGGAGGUGGAGAAGCAGGACACAGAAGAACUUCGACAAAAGUAUAAGGAUUUUGCUGAAAAGGAGAAAGCAAUUGCAAAAGCUUUGGAAGACCUGAGAGCAAAUUUUUACUGUGAAUUAUGUGAUAAACAGUAUCAAAAACAUCUUGAAUUUGACAACCACAUCAAUUCUUAUGACCACGCUCAUAAGCAGAGACUAAAAGACCUAAAGCAAAGAGAAUUUGCUCGGAAUGUGUCUUCAAAAUCCCGAAAGGACGAGAAAAAGCAGGAAAGGGCACUUCGACGCCUUCACGAACUUGCAGAGCUACGGAAACAACAAGAGUGUGCUCCAGGAAGUGGCCCUAUGUUUAAAGCUACGACUGUGGCUGUUGAAGAAGAUGCUAACGAUGACAUGUGUGCCACCCCAAGCGACAGUAUUGGAGGAAAACCUAGUGGUUCUGUGUCACCUACUGUUAACAAAAUUGUACUUGAUAAAGUGUCAGGAGGUAGUAGCAGAGAGGCAGUCGACAACACUGGGCACUUUGUCUGUGGAAGCCCUGCAGGAACAGCCCAGAGCAGCCAGCCUUUUAGCAUUACCCUGCUUAAGAAUAAUUCUAGCACUCCCUUGCAAAAGCUGUCAUUUUCUUUUGCAAAAAAGGUUCCAAUAAAGUUGGACUCUUCAGCUUCAGUAUUCAGUGACAUGGGGGAGGAAAUAAACGAGUCUGAAAUAGAAAACACUGACGAUAAAGUGUUGUCUGGUCAAGAAUCACUCAAGUUGAUUGAGGUUGAAACUCCAGUAACUGAUGAUAAUAAGGUAGAAGGACUUAGUCCAUCAGAAAGCGAUAACGACUCUAUAAACAGUACCUUAUCCAAAUUGAAAAAGAUGAUGAAGAAAGACGAGGAGGGCUGUCAGUCAGAACCUGAAUAUUAUCAUUACAUUCCUCCUGCACACUGUAAAGUGAAGCCAAAGUUUCCGUUUCUACUGUUUAUGAAAGCUACAGAGAGCACAGAAUCCACUUGUGGUAAUACGAAAAAUUUUCAUAGCUUUAAAAAGAGUUCUAGUUCUAGAACCGUUCUGAAUCCUGAGGAAAGGAGAGGAGGAGAAUGUGAGGGAGAUGUUGUGCAAAGUGGUAACAAUAAGCCAUUGGCAGACGCGGAGCUGGAUGAAGAAACACAGUCUCCGGAGACUGCAAGCAAGGAGGCUUCUAAGAGCGUGCCAACAAAGCCGAUUGCUUGUGUAGAAGCAAAGCAGCAAAUCAGUUUAGUAAACCCAGAAGUCCCUAAUGGCCCCAAGCAGGUCAGUGAUCCCUUUUUCCCAGUCUUGAGCAAAGAUGAAAGUACCACUCUUCAGUGGCCUUCUGAAUUGUUGAUGGUUACGAAGACUGAGCCAUGCGUCUCUUACAGCUGCAAUCCUCUGUAUUUUGAAUUUAAAUUGGCACGCCAUAAGCAGGUUAAAAGAAAGAGCAAAGAGAACGAGGACUCGCAUACACAGAGUAAUCCGAUUCCUACUGAUCAAGAUGCACAGGAAAAUAAGGCUAAUAUAAAGGCAAGUGAUACUGCCUCCAAGACUAAAAUUAGUGAGGAUGAUAUUAAGAAACCACAAGAGGAGCCUUCCCUAAGCUUAGGUAAACUUGAAGUCCAAGUCAAUGAAAGGGACACAAACACGGUAAAUAAAGACAAGAGUUUGAAAUCACACAAGCAUAAAAAGAAAAAGAAGCACAAGAAAACAAGCAAGCACUCAAAGGAGAAAGCUAAUGUGGAGGGAGAGGAGCUGAAAGAUGGUGCAGCGGCAGAAGGGAUUUCAAAAAAAAGGAAAAAGCAUAAACGCAAGAAUAAAGGUGUGGAUGAGAAGCAGAGCAAAGGUGCCACUCUAGAGGUGUCUAAACAGGUGGUGAAAAUAGAGCCAGUGGAGGAAGGGAGCCAUAUACAGAAGAAAAGGCAACGAUUGCAAGAUGAUUUCCAAUGUGCAACUGUUUCUGUUGAAGAGAGCAGCAGUAGAAAGGAGGAGAGUUCAAACUUUGCUGAGGAGCCCAGUAGCAAGAAGCAAAAGACUGGUACAGUGCCACCUUGUAACGAUCCAAGAAAAAGAUCAUCCAGCCAGAAAGAUAGUCGUUCCAGGCACAGAAAUCGAGGUGAUGGCGGAGGCAGCAGCAGGGAAGAAGAAUCUGAUAGCUAUGAUGAAUCCUGUAGGAAACGAUCCAGGCAAAAAUCCUCCUCUCGUUACAGUGAGGAUUACGAUUCGGGGAGUGACAGAAGCUACUCCAGAAGAUCAAGAAGGAGGCAUUCUUCCUCUCGGCAUUCUUCCCGCAGGUCAUAUUCAUCCGAUUCCGAUGCCUCGUCAGACGGCAGUGGAUACAGUCGUAGACGAAGCUAUUCUGACGAUAGUUACAGUGACUCCAGCGAUCGGUCGCGUCAUCGAUCAAAACUUUCUCAUGAUUCAGACGAUGAUUAUGACUACAGAAGAUCCAAACACAAAGGGAAGAAGCGUAAAUACUCUUCAUCAGACGAUUACAGAAGCAGUCGAUCCAGAAGUAACAGCAGGGGAAGAACUCGAACUAGAACGCACACAAUCAGCAGGACGAGGACUAGGAGCCGGAGUAGGACUCGUAGCAGCAGUCAUAGCAGGAGCCGGAGUAAAAGUAGCCGGAGCAUAACGCAACGGAGCUGGAAGCGGAGCCGGAGCUACAGUAGGGAUCGCAGUACCAGCGCCCGACACCGUAGUUCGCGGAGAUCCAGUUCAAGAGGUAAAGGGUCACACAGCCAUGAUAGUUCCAGUGACAGAAGGUCCAGUCGAAGGAAUUCCAGUCGGUCCUUUUCGAGAGAUCGGGUAUAUCGUUCGAAAUCCCCCCGUUAUAGUAGGAGCAGACAGACGGGGAAGAGAGAUGAAUCUUUAAAAAAAGAAACCAAAGUGGAGAAUCUGAGAACCUGCAGCACGUCUCACAACCUUCCCGGCGUUAGCGGCACAGGGAAAUUGUAUUUGGAGAAUCAGCCGACACAGGAAGAAAGAAACUCUUUAACGGCUAAACAGCUGUUGGAAAAGAUUCAGUCAAAAAAGUCUGAAAAGAAACCCGAAGUCAAUAAUGAGGCAAUGUUAAUGUCUAAUAAAGUCGGGAUCAAACUGAAAGAUCCUCCUCAGGGUUACUUUGGCCCUAAGCUUCCACCAGCGUUGGGCAAUAAGGCAAUGCUUCCUUUAAUUGGGAAAUUGCCUACAAACAAAAAGCCGACAAUAAAGAAAAACGAAGGCAGUUGCUCGGACAGAGCAGACAAGGGAGAAGAUCAGUAUUUGGGAGAGUCUAAAGAUCUGGGAGAGGAGGAAGCUAGUAAUUCACCAAAUUGGACAUUGCAAGAAGAGAUGCCGAUCGGACAAGAAAAAAUAGAAAAUGAAGAAAUUCCAGCAGUUUCUUGUGAACCACAGUUUGAAGAAGGAUUUGCUUCAGAGCCUCAAAUCGCAAAUACUUUCGUUUCUGACCUAAGUGCUCCGACUGAAAUCAUCACCGAACCUUCCGAUGUAAGACUACCAGAGCCCGAGGAAGCUGUUGUGAUGCAUUAUCCCCCACAUGCAGAGCCAUUCUCUAAUUAUAUCCCUCAAGUACAAGAAAACGAAGAGGACUUCCAAGAGGACGUCAAUUCAUCAUUAGCUCCGUUAGACAGACAGCCGAUAACCUUCACACCUGAGGAAAUGGAAAAAUAUAGUAAAUUACAACAGGCAGCUCAGCAGCACAUCCAGCAGCAGCUUAUGGCCAAACAGGUGAAGAAUUUCCCCACCUCGGCUGCCUUGGCACCUGCCCCAGCUCUGCAACAGUUUCAUAUCCAGCAACCAACAGCAGCUGCAACAGCAACAUCGAUUACCACUGUCCACCAUGCUAUCUUACAGCACCAGGCUGCUGCGGCUGCCGCUAUCGGUAUUCACCCACACGCACACCCGCACGCACAACCCCUUGCUCAAAUCCACCACAUACCACAGUCUCUUACACCAAUCUCUCUGUCUCACCUCGCACCGUCUCUUUAUCCAACUCAUCCUACCACUUUUCUGACCAGCCAUCCAAUACAUAUUAUACCAGCCUCUGCACUCCACCCAGGUCCCCUGGCCCUUCACCCAGUUCCACAUGCACUCUAUCCCGCUCUCUUUGCCCCACGCCCUGGAUCAGCAGGCGCUGCCUCCGCUCUCCAUCUCCAUCCUUUUCUCCACCCUAUUUUCUCAGGACAGGAACUGCAGCAUCCUCCUAACCAUGGCACUUGAGAAGCAAACUUUAACAAACAAUGAAAAUGGAGGUCGACACAUGGCUUUGUCUCUCAUCAGUCAGUCGAGUGUAAAAAUACUACAUAGUGAGCAUUUCAUACUUUUCUCCAACAGCCAAAGAGUUCAGGCUUGUUGCCCGAGAAUGUGAUGCAGUGUUUGUGUGCUUGUAAUAUCAGGGAUUUCCUUUUUUUGAAAAGAAAAGAAAAUUAGUUUAGUUGGUUCUGACCAUCUGGAUCUCCCAAAACUCAACAAUACAUUACCCAAAAAGACAUGAGGUUAGAGAUUAAUUGUUAGUAACAUCCAUAUUCAGCAGGUUGGCCCUCUCUUGCUAACUGACAUCAUAGUACUUGUCAAUCUGACUAUUCUGUAAAUUCUUGUGAUGUGCGUGUUGAUAUGCUUGUGAAUGGUAUUGGGGUGGUUGCGAGUACUGCAAGGAUUCCAGUAAUAGAUGUUGAAACCAUACAUAUAGCUUCUGAUUUUAUGGUUAUAAAAUAAAACCAUAAGAGUGUGGCAUGUAUUGGACACUUAGUCAUAAAAGUGAAUGAAUGGCUGCUGUGGAGAUCUAUGGAGACUUGAAGCUGAGAAAAAUUAGAGGAGUCUUAUUGCACUAAUCUGUGUAUUUGCUUCAACAGGUGAGUUCGUGAGUGAAAGGAUGCAAAUUUCAUGCCCCGACAUUGAAAGCAUGGAGAGAAUUCUUUUAUAAUGUCUCAAUAAUCACAAACAUAUUUCAGCUAAACUAACUUCAGUGCAGUGAUAGAAUUUGGAGAGAUACCAUAAGAUCUUGAAAAGAUCUUUUCAUGUUUGCUGUCAAAGAAAACUUGACAGUCUUUGUACAAGUUGUAGGAUGUAAUUUUUUUUAAAAAAUGUCUUGACAGUGGAAAGAAUUGCACUGAAUUCUACAAGUGACGCUGCUUUUGUAGGUUCAUCUAAACAAUUACAUACAUGUAGAGUACUCCAAUAUUUUUAAAGAAAUUAAUUUGGUUUUGUGGUAUUCUAACAUAGUGCUUUGUGUAAAUAUGUUUGUAGGUUAAACAAUCCUUGUAAAGGUAGACUUCAUAAUUUUCUGUCUAUGGCAGAAAUUAAGCAUGUAUAUUUUACCAAAACCCAUGUAUUUUUGAAGUUUUUAUGUACUUUAAAUGUAUAAAUUCUUGAAGUUUGGUUUAUUUUGAGUUUUUUUGCAUAUAAAAUGUAUUCAGUGAAAAAGUAACUUUGCUUCCUUGGUGCUCUGGAGAAUCUGGAGUCUAAAAGUUGAUUGGAACAGACAUGGGCUGGUCGCUGAAAUCUCUGGAUAAAUACUAGACUUUAGAUCAUAUUUAAAAAAAAGUCCAACCAAUUAGAAUAACCUGUAAUUCAACAUGAUAAAAAUCAACUUGCAGUUGUCUUUAGCUAACUAAUACCAUGGAGCGUUUGUGACCUUGGUAGAAUAAUUAUUUUCCACAUUUGCUGCAGUUUUAAAUCCUAGCACAUUCUACUAAGUAAUUUAGAAGACUCAACAAUGGAAAGCUGUAGUCUUGUCUUAGUUGCUGAACAAUGAGAAGUUUUGGUCGCAGCCCAGCCCUUUGUUACAUUCAGAUUCUCCUGGUCUGUAGUGUAGGAAUUGUACUAAAUUGGGAUGUUCUGCCUGCAACUGAGUCAUGAGAAUGUUACGAUGGGAUGUAUGAAAUGGCUUCAUCACUAUGGUUUGUCAUACCAGCGAAUGAAUUUCAGAAGCUUUAUUUGCAUAAUAAAAUUCAACUGAAUGUUUGAUUGUUAUGAUCCAGAUUAAUUUACUUAAUUUUUUUUUACAUAGCAGCGAGCUGGUGGUGUGGGUUUAAUCUACUUGUCGCUCAAAUAAUAUCAUUAUGUUUGUACUCUGCAAAGUUAAAACGAUAUGCACAUUCUGCCUGCAAAAUGAAAUAGACUUUUCAAUUCAUGUUUUCAAAUUUAGAUUUUGGCCAUAUCAUAAACAGUUUAUUUGGCUCAACAUCAUCAGUUUGGAGGAAAUAGUUUCACUCUGUUAACUUAAAAUCCACUGAAACCUUCUUUGUAAAGCUUUGCAAUGUAUUCAGUCAGAAAUUUAUACAGCCCUUGUAUUUGUACAGCAUCAAAAGCCCUUAUAAAACUUACUCAGUAAGAUCUCUUGAGAGCUUACUUGAUUAUCUAGCAUUUCUAGUUGGGUAAUAGAAUGCAGACCAGUUUUAAAGCAAAUACAACAUAAAGCUUUCAGGUCAAUUUAAACGCAAAUUCACUUGCCCUUUUGGGAAAACUAACUUGAAAAAUAAAGAUUGAUCUUCUGAAAUUGUCAUCUGCUACUAGGAAUAAAGCUAGGUUGUGAAUGGACAAUUAAUUGCAAGGUUAAAAUCCUAAUUCUGCAGCUACAAUUUCAGUUUCAAAGCAAAGGUGAUGACAAAAAAGUCAUAAGACUGUUGAGUGGUACCUGCCACAGUUUCAGUGCACACCCCUCUUAAUCAUGAUAUUGGUAGAUUUAAUAUGCCAAUUAACCGAAUGUCUUUCAAUGAAAAGGUUUUGCGUAUAUUGCUGUUUCUAUGCCAAUUUGUCCUUUGAUCUGGAGCUUCUAGAUUCAAUUCUGUCACCCAUACACCCCAGCACCUUACAAAGCAGCUUUCUUCAUCUGUUUUAACAUCUGUUGUAUAACAAAAGCUAGGAAGAAAUGUAAGUAGCUUAUUGCAUAAACUGCAUAUUUUAUUUAACUUUGUCACAAGAACAUGCAGAAUAUUACUGUACAAUAGGAGAAAACCUUUAUAACAAUAAAGUAUGGAUAAUUUGUGAAA
Callorhinchus milii (elephant shark) is the source of this 7360-nucleotide messenger RNA. RefSeq names its product G patch domain containing 8 (gene gpatch8). The transcript is spliced from 8 exons. Gene Ontology annotation, cellular component: nucleus. The record is from RefSeq and is a predicted model, not a curated record. Gene Ontology annotation, molecular function: nucleic acid binding. Bases 72 to 4589 code for a protein of 1505 amino acids. Lineage: Eukaryota; Metazoa; Chordata; Chondrichthyes; Chimaeriformes; Callorhinchidae.